GGAAGAAAACUUGUGUUUAUGAUAAUUUAUUAGCCACUAUUUUUAGUGUUGAGGCGGAGUGCGGUACACGCUCUCUGUUUCUUUAUGGAAGCGUAUCGACGGUACGUACCCUACGGUAAUCGUUAUGCCGGUGUAAUUAAUUGCAUUGGCUGUAAAGAACCAAGGUCAAGGAGACUUAGUUUGCCAGGGCAGUGCGGUGGCACUGCUCGGGUGCUGUGUAUAGUCACAGUAGUGUAGUGCGGGAUAGCAUGCAGCACACACAGUGGUGUACUGUAUCACGAUCAGCUGUAGGCAUAUCACUAUCAGCUGUCUCCAUAUCGUGUUAGAAUUAUUAGAAAGCAACUGCGUAACCGGCUGUGAGACAGACAUUCGGCCAAUGAUUGUGUGACACUUUGAAGUCUUGACUGGUACACCUUCAUCAUGACACACAACGAGCUCAGGUCCCACUGGUUGAAGGAAGGUGCUAUAGGACUCGGAGUCGGUGUCCUGUACGGAGUCACGAAUGUCGCCGUCGGUCAUCCAUUCGACACGGUCAAGACGAAGAUGCAGGCGCAGCGGGGCUUCGAGUCCGGCAACAUGCUGCAGACAUUCGGCAAGACGCUGCGCCACCAGGGCAUCAUCGGACUCUACAGAGGCUGCAUACCGCCGCUGUGGGGUUCUGGAAUAUAUCGAUCGGCCCAGUUUGCUGUGUUCGAAGCGUGGUAA
Messenger RNA from Priapulus caudatus, 705 nucleotides. Its product is annotated as mitochondrial arginine transporter BAC1-like. Gene Ontology annotation, molecular function: transmembrane transporter activity. Gene Ontology annotation, biological process: transport. The coding region runs from base 421 to 705 and encodes 94 amino acids. The transcript is spliced from 4 exons. Gene Ontology annotation, cellular component: mitochondrion. The record is from RefSeq and is a predicted model, not a curated record. Lineage: Eukaryota; Metazoa; Priapulida; Priapulimorpha; Priapulimorphida; Priapulidae.